Molecule: messenger RNA, 3331 nt
Organism: Columba livia (rock pigeon)
Lineage: Eukaryota; Metazoa; Chordata; Aves; Columbiformes; Columbidae
Gene: PLA2G3
Product: phospholipase A2 group III
Exons: 11
Biological process (GO): virion assembly; phospholipid metabolic process; arachidonate secretion
Molecular function (GO): A2-type glycerophospholipase activity
Source: RefSeq, a predicted model, not a curated record
AUGGGACAGAGGAAGAGCAAGCCUUCUGAUCUCAUGGGGAAGGGACCCAAGGAGAGGUUACCAGAUAUUCCCCAGGAUUACCCAUUGGGCCUUAUGCUCAAGAAUUGGGAAGAUUGGAUUUGUCAGGCCCUAAAUUUUUAUGUAAACGAUAAGGAGCCCUUUAACCCUGAGGAGAGCGGGUAUGUGCGUUGUUGGCUACCUUCUGCUACUCGCGCGGGAAUUUUCGCCUUAGGCGAAAAGAAAUCUGGCCGCAAAAAGAGGGUCCCUGAGGAACCUCCACCCCCUCCCCCUCCCUAUGAUCCCCCGCCAGUAGCAAAUCCAAGACCCCCCUCUCCCCCUAUGCCUUCGGCUCCUGAGGAGGAUUCCGAUUCUUCGGGGUCAGUUAGAGGGACCCGAAGACUCACGAGGAGUCAAGCUAGACAGCAAACAACAUCAGGAACAGGACAGCAAACAUCGUCAGAAACAGGGCUAUACCCAUUACGAGAAAUAGCGAUGGGAGGUCCACAACCCGGGGUAGGGUUUGUGUCGGUUCCUCUAAAUUCGGGGGAUGUAAGAGAAUUUAAGAAGGAAAUGGGGAGUUUGUUAGAGGAUCCUUUAGGAGUGUCGGAAAGGAUAGACCAGUUUCUAGGACCUAAUCUAUAUACCUGGGAUGAACUACAAGCUAUUUUAGGGAUACUAUUUACCGCAGAAGAGCGGGAGAUGAUUCGGAGGGCUGGGAUGAGAGUCUGGGACCAACAACAUCAACAAGGGCCGAGUGCUGACAUUAAGUGUCCCCAGCAGCGCCCUAAUUGGGAUAAUCAAAACCCGGAACACAGGGGCCAUAUGGGAGGUCUCCACACUAUAAUCGUGCAAGGGAUCAAGGAAUCGGUCCCUCGAGGGCAGAACAUAAAUAAAGCCUUUAAUGAACAACAAAAGAAAGAUGAGACUCCCACAGAAUGGUUAGAAAGAUUAAGAAAGUGCUUGCAGCUUUACUCUGGGAUAGACCCUACGACACCGGUUGGGCAAGCUCUUUUAAAAACUCAGUUCGUGGCGAAGUCGUGGCCAGAUAUGAGAAAGAAGUUAGAAAAGUUGGAAGAUUGGCAAGAGAAGGGGUUGGACAAGUUGCUAAGGGAAGCGCAGAAGGUUUAUGUGAGAAGGGAGGAAGAGACCCAGAGGAGACAAGCUAAAAUUUUGGUAGCGGCAGUUCGAGAGGGACAGAGAAUGGCUCCACAGAAGGGAGGGCCACCACACAUAGCCGAAGACAAAGAUAAAAUCAAUCCUGAAGUAUGGUACACUCCCAAGUCGGUUGAAAAAUUAGAUAUUCCACCAAUUACGGUGACAAUAACGGAUCCGGAAGGAAAUCCUGACAAGGGGUGCGCGGGAGGGGGGGUGUGUCCGGGCGGGGGGGGUGGGGUGUGCCCGGCGAGAGGGCGCACGCGGCCGGGGGAAGAUGGACGGGCAGAGCUGCGGGGGCAGGGGGUGCCGGGGCGGGUGUCACCGGCUGCCUUCCCGCCCCCCUCUCCUUCCCCUGAGCGGGGCGGGGCCGGCGCGGCCCAAUCAGCGCUGGGUCCGCCGCCGGGCGCGGGCUUAAAACCGGGCCCGGGGGGGUGCGCGCUACGUGGCGUUCCUGACCGGCGGCCCCGAGCCGGGCGCGGCGCUGGAGGGCGCCUGGGCCGCGCGCUGCUGCCGCCUGCGCCCGCCGGCCCCGCGCUGCCGGGAAGGGGCCUUCGCCGGCGGCGGGGCGGGACGCUGCCGGGCACGCUGUGGUGCGGGGCCGGUACCUCUGCGGGGAGCGCCAGCGAACUGGGUACGAGGGCGGGCGGUGUCCGCGGGCAGGCGCACCCCAUCCUCCUGGCGGGGCCGUGCUCACCGGCGCUGCUCUCAGAUCUCUUCCGUGGCCCCGACCGGUGCUGCCGGGACCACGACCAGUGCUCGGUGCAGAUCACGGCGCUUCAGUUGAACUACGGCAUCCACAACUACCGCCUGCGCACCGUCUCCCACUUCGACGCCAGGUUCCGGCGGUGCCUGCCGGCUCUCAGCGACACCAUCUCCAACAUCAGCGGUGUUACCUCCUUCAACCUGCUGGAGGUGCCGUGCUUUGUGCUGGAGGAGUGUGAGAAGUGUGUUCAGCGGCACUGGCGGGGAGGGUGUGAGCGUUAUGGUGUAGUGCUCCUGGCCAGGAUGGUGCAGCAGAGUCAGUACCACUACAGCCUGCCGGGAAGGAAGUCCUUUAGAGCAGGGCGCAAGCGGCUUGGACUGGCACUGGGGCAAAACCCCGGGCUCUGCCGUGCACAGAGACCUGCACGAGCCCAGCAGCUGCAGGGCGUAGGCACCUUGUCCACAGUGGAUGACGGAGACAAGGCUGAGCCCUCAGCCAGACACCCAGCAGCACAGUGGGGGCUGGAGCCUGAUCCCCCAACAGCAAUGACCCUGUUGGAACAGGACCUUGCUGGAGGAAAGUGUGCCACAGCUGGGGUGUCCAGAGGCCUCAGCCUGCCAGGGUCGUGUGCCAGGGGUGCUUCUCAUCACCUUGCUGUCCUCAGGCCCAGAGUGUGCAGGUGCUAUAAGUACCUGGAUAAGUGCAAGCACCAGAUUGUACCUCAUGAGGUGAAGUAUGAGCUGCACAAUGUGGACACCCAGGCACUCUUCCAUUGCAACUGUACUCGCAGGGUGCUGGCGUGGUUCCUGUGCAGGGUGAAGGACCUAAAUGAUGUAGAGGUGGCUGUCCUAGCCAACCAGGUUGCCAUACACUGCUUUGUUCUGAAGCCACUCACUAACUGCAGCCCAGGCAAGGAGCCACAGCACAACUGUAUCACAGUGGCUCGGGCUGUGCUGGUACAUGUAAAGCAUCUCAGAAAGACCAUGAGGCACUAGGGUCCUCCACACGUGACCUCCAGGGACAAGCAUCCAGACUGGAACAUGCAGGACAGCGGCGGCACCCUCUAUGAGCAGUGCCUGCAGCUGGCCUUGGAGCAGAAGCCAAGUGCUUGGCCCCGUGCAGUGCCCUGACGAUGCCUGCGCAGCACUGCCUUGUGUGGAGAGGAAGAUGUGCUGUGCAGCAGCCAGAGUGGAGCUGCUUGAUUUCUGGUCCUUGAUACACAGGAUGGCACUGACCAUGGCUGCUGGGGGCAGGCAAAGAGACUGAGAAGCCUCUCGAGCUGUGGCUGCUCUGUGUGUGCAUCAAGCCAAGGAGAAAGGAAUAGGAGAGCUUGGGAAACACACAAUUUUCCUUUCCUGUUGUGCCCUGGGGCAGGGGGGGGAAUGGCAGGUCCCCCACCUCUAGAUUUAUGCCCUUUAGUUGGGGGGCUGGUUCCCCCCUUCCCCAGGCAGGGUGGGAGGGGGUGCAGGGAAG